Apus apus (common swift) is the source of this 10403-nucleotide messenger RNA. RefSeq names its product microtubule associated scaffold protein 2 (gene MTUS2). The record is from RefSeq and is a predicted model, not a curated record. Gene Ontology annotation, cellular component: cytoplasm; nucleus. Bases 875 to 5077 code for a protein of 1400 amino acids. Gene Ontology annotation, molecular function: microtubule binding. Lineage: Eukaryota; Metazoa; Chordata; Aves; Apodiformes; Apodidae. The transcript has 15 exons.
GUUGAGAGCUUGAGGGGACAUUCUCCUGCCAGCACAGUCGGUGAGUCUGCUGGUCAGCUGCUGAUUUUGGUGAAAUUAUGGGAGAAGGGAGACUGCUGCUGUUUUUCACCACCACCACCCUGAACCAGCUCAUCCUUCUAGCUAUUUCUGUCUGCACUUAUCUAUAGCAUCAUCCCCCUUGUGCCUGUGUACCUGCCAAGCAUUCAAAACAGGCGCUGCUGUGACAGCCUUCUUCUUUCUCUCCAGCCUGGAGGAUAAAUGACUGGAUUGGUUUUUUUUAAUUGUUUCCCUGCAUCAAGAAUUUACAGUGGGAAAGCUAAGCUGCAGAAAUACUUUCAGGGGCGGGUGGGCAGGCUGGCAUAUCCCUGCUUGUUUUUAGCCCCUAGAGAGGUCCUGCAGCCUGGUCCUGGCUGGCCUCACUCACCGCCCUCUGCAUCGGUGCUCCCUUUGGAAGUGAUGGUUUCCUGGAGUGAGAUGUGGUCUUGGGUAAUGACAGCAAAAGUCUGGACACGAGAGAGAAGACCUGGACCUGAGUUGCUCACGGAGGGAUCCAGAAGAGAAAGCUGAAGUGCUUGGGUUGACUGGAUAAACUGGCUCUCAUUCAGAAGGAACCUGACAGAUUUAUUUUGCUUUCGUUGAACGUCUCUACUGCUCGUCAUAAAGGUCUCCUGGAUUCAGAGGCUGCAUGGAAGACAAUUGAGCAGCACAAAAAUGUGACUGACAAGAGACUCCAAGCUUUCUGAUGAGGAAUUUUCUACUGAUCAGUUUAUAAUUUAAUGUGUAACCGAAGCAUGCAUAAUCGUUAACGCAAUAGGGAAAGAAAAGCUUUCUCAUUAAUUAGGACUGCCAAAAAGCAGUCACCUGAAGCUUCAAAAUGAGUGCUCCGUUAAUCCCAAACAAAUCAUGUUAUGCCCAGCUUCAGGACAACCUCAGUGAAAUAAAAAAUAAUAAUGAAAGCAUAGUGAAUGUGGGGGAUACCAAUGCCAACCAAAUUGUGACAAAGGUUAGAACCACUGAAGGGGAUGUUAAGAAAUGUGGUUUGACAGAUGAGAGUGGGAAUAUACACCCUGGUGGAUCAGAGAAAAUUACUCAUCUGAAUACAGAGCAGAAUAAACUGGCCUUCAAGGACUCUCGGGCCUGUCACACUAGUUUACAGGAAAGUAAACUGCCCUCCACCACAAGCAGAGAAAUGAGGAAAGACUGUAGAACCAUCGAAGCUAAAGACCUAUCAAGGCAUAUCAAGAUUAGCCGAGGACAAAGUUUGUCCAAUUUAAGAAGUAGCACAAAUGACGCCAGCCUGGAGGUUUUUCCCAAAGGUGAUGUUGACUUCACCCAGAACUUUUCUAAGGGUAAAAUGUCCAGGGCUGUGGAGAUGGAGAGAAUAAAAAGGCUUUCUUUGGGAAGACCAAGUAAAUUCUCUCCUCAAUCUGAAGCGUUUGCAAAAGACUGUGUUGGCCGCGUGUCGUGUAAACGUCUGCUCUCUGUGUCAUUGGACUCCAUCGACAGGUCACACCAUUUGAUAGGAAAUACAGAGAAAUCACAAAAAACAUCCACAGAUCAUUUUCUUGGGAUGGUGUUUCAUCCACUUGACAAUACCUCAGAGGAAAAUAAUGUUUUUUAUUCCAAACCAUCUACCUCAGGGAACAAGAAAAUAAGUAAACCAGAAAACGUACCAAAUGUUAACAUUGCAAGCACACCGCAUGCUUCUCAUUUUCAACAUUCAACCAUUAAGCCCAACGAGAUUGCUAGUAAAUCAGAAGCACAAUUAGGUCAGGGUGGUAAAAGUAAAAAACUGGAGCUUAAGACUCCACCAUCUCUACAAUCUAAAAAUACGUGUCAACAAAAGGUUGAGAGAAUUAUGCUGGUAGAGUUCCUGGGAUGUCAAAAAGAUGCAAAUAGAGUGAUGGAGGAACACAAAGGCUCUGGGUCUGACACAUCAAAAAUUCAAACUUCCCAUUUUCAAGACACCUGUGAGAAAGUAGAGGAUCCAUCGUCAAGCCAGGUGGUAUCCUAUCCUGAUGACAAAUUCCUAAAUGAUAAUGUCACCAUCAGUGGAGAAGGGAAAAGAAACAAUGACAGUGACAACAAGGCAACUAACCAGACUGGCGAGGAAUAUUUUACUGACAAAGAAGUGGAAACAAUAUUCUCACUCACCAGUAGCAGUACAUCCAGUGGCAAAGUGACACCUAGAAAAAAUGAAAAUUUACAUGAAGUGGAUGCAGAUUUUGCUGAAACAGUUGGUGAACAGCUAUCUUUUAUACACAACAUUAGUCUACCUGACAGCAAACCCUUAAAAGUUAAUGAGAAUAAACUGAUGCUAGUCAAAGGAAGCACUGAAGAUGCUGCUCUGCCUGCUUCUGAUCUCUCAGAUCAGCAUGGAGCACACAGUGCAGAGACAGUGUCAAACCAACAACCUGACAAACAUGACAGUGAUGCAGAAACCUCAAGCCUUUCACUUCCAAGUAAAAAGACAAGCAAUGCACAGAAACAUCCUCCAGAUGAAGCACCAGAGAGCUGUAAGGAUUCAGCACAGGCUGAUGCCUUUUUAUGUGUUCCAACUCCCCUGCGCCCAGUGGCAAUGCUGGAUGUUAAUAGUCAGACCAUGCUAUCAAACAGUAAUUUGAAGGACCUUUGUGCACUUCAUGUUGACAAAUUGUCACCUUCCUCUGUCCUACCUCCCAUUGACAGCACGCAGUUGUUAAGCAUAUCCCCUAAAGUGCCUAUCAAGACUGCUUGCAGCAGUGCCAUCCCAAAACCUAUCCUUGUCAACUCCAAGGGCUCCCUCACAGACAAGGUGGAUGUGGACAGUGACUGCAGUGAAAAAACAGAAGAAAGCGUUGAGAUGAAACCUGCCAUACCAAGGCCCAAACCUGUGAGACCUAAAAUCAUCACAUACAUUAGAAGAAAGCCUCAUUCAAUUGAGCAGCUCGACCCCUCAUUUGCGCCGACGGGGCUUCCUUUUGGUACCCCUGCCUGUGGCAUGCCCAUCCCUACAGAGCAGAAGACAUGCAACGGAGGAGAGGUGAAGCCUCCCAACAUCUUGUAUGACAAGUUUAAACCUGACCUCCAGAAGCCAAGACUCUUCAGUUCUGGACUGGUGGUGUCAGGAAUUAGGCCCCCAGGACAUCCCUUUGGUCCGAUGAGCGAGAAGUUUCUGCAGGAGGUUGGGGAAAGGCCUGCAAAAGAUGAGUUUUGCCCUCCACCAUAUACUCCCUAUGAGGUCCCACCAAGUUUUUAUCGAUCUGCCAUGAUACUCAAGCCACAGCUCGGACUGGGUGCAGUGUCCAGGUUGCCAUCUGCAAAAAGCAGGAUUCUCAUUGCAAGUCAAAGGUCCUCAGGUAGUUGUCUUCAUCAGCAAGGAGAAAUAACAAGUGCUCCCAGCCUCUAUCAACCUGAUGCUUCAGCUGAUCUUAAGAAAGGCUCAUGUUCGAGUGCUGCAAAGUCAAAUCUCCCCAAGCCCUGCCAGUCUGGACUUCGUCCUCCAGGUUAUUCGCGGUUGCCAGCAGCUAAACUGGCUGCAUUUGGUUUUGUCAGGAGCUCAAGUGUGUCCUCAGUCUCCAGCAACCAGUCCAACGACAGUGCUCAGAGUGAUCAAAGCAGGACAACCAACCGUUCCAGCUUUGGAAAUGAAGAGCAAACCACUCCUAAGGCAUCUGCACCACCUAAAGAUGUCCCCAAGGGGAGCAGCAAGAGCACGACACAGAUAUCGAGCAGCACAGCAACUCCACGCAGGAGCUUCCUGCCAGCACCGAAAACCGCCACAGCACCUGCUGGUCUGAAGAAAGAAGUACAAAAAGAUCAGGAUGCUAACAGACCAGCUGCCUCAUCCCCUAAGAGAUCAGCAGUAACAGCCACCAAGCUCCAUUCACCAGGACAUCCCAAGCAAAGGCCAACCACCCCAAAGAAUGGCUUCUCCCCCAAACCAGGAGAGAGUCGAGAUGCUGAGAAGCAGUUAAUUCAGAGACUAAAGGAAAAGUGUGAUGAGCAGUCCCGACGACUAAGCAAUAUUCAAGAUGAAUUUAAAAGGGCCAGCUGUGGCUUUGAUGUCUUUGCUGUAACAACACAGCACUUUUUCAGGCAGAAUGAAAAUGACCUUGUGAAAAUAAAGGAGUUAGGAGUCGAGAUUGCAAAGAUCAGGGAUGAAGUUGCCCUCAAUAUAGCAAGAUGGAAGAAACUACAGAGGGAGAAUGAGGAGCUGGAGACGUGCUUUGAGGAGAAGAUGAAGCAGCUUCACAGGCAGCACCAGGAGGAGCUGCAGGUGCUGGAGCAGCAGCUGCAGGAGGAGUACACCACCGAGAGGGAGAGCCUGCAGGAGCAGCACAGGCUGCAGCUGGAGCAACUCCAAUUGCAGCAUCAGGAUCAGGUGGAAGAUAUCACAGCUGUACACGAAGCUGCAAUGUUACAGUUGGAAAAUGACCACAUAGUUGCCAUUACAGUGCUGCAGGAUGAGAAUGAAUGCAAGAUUCAAGACCUGAAUACUGCUUACAAACUGGAAAAGGCACAGUUAGAAGAGAAUUUUGAAAAGCUGCGGCUGUCACUCCAGGACGAGAUAGACACCCUCACCUUCCAGAACCAAUCUCUUAAGGACAAAGCAGACCGAUUUGAAGAGGCUCUGAAGAAAAACACCGAGGAACAACUGAAGAUGGAACGAGCUCCAUAUCUGCACUUAGAAGAAGAUCUGAAGAGCUUAAAGCAUGUUCUGGAAAUGAAGAACCAUCAGAUUCACCAGCAGGAGAAGAUUAUUAUGGAGCUAGAAAAACAGGCUGAAAAGAACUUAAAGCUGGAAGAAAAAAUCACCAUGCUGCAACAGCAGAAUGAAGAACUCAGAGCCAGGAUUGAGCAGAAUACUGUCCUAACAAGGCAAUUGUCAGAGGAGAAUGCCAAUCUUCAAGAAUACGUUGAGAAAGAAGUGGAGGAGAAGAAGAAGCUGAGCAGGACUAAUGAAGAGCUCCUCUGGAAGCUGCAGGAGGGAGACGCCAUGAGCCCUGUGAAGCUCCUACCCCCAUCGCCCACUUCUUUGUAUCACUGCUCAUCAGGGAACUCCUCUCCAGCAAAAGCCAGAACCUUGCGGCGAUGAGUCGGCACCCGCGCGCCAAAGGUCCCCUGCCUUUUAUGCAUUUCCAAUCUGCCAGAUGUUACCUUCCAAGGAAGUACUCCCAUCAACAGCCACCCAGGGUUCAUGGCUGCAAGCAUGCUCAGUAGCUACGUAGCUUUACACUAGGCAGGGUACCCUUACAGUUCUCACACAGGAGCUUUUGAUGCUGACAUGUUGGUUAGGGUAGCAAAAAAGAUAGCAAGGAGCUAGGAGAGCAGAGAGUUAGGACAGCAAAACCUCUAGUGUGAUGUUUUAAAUUUUUAACUACGGUUAGAGCCCAAAGUUGGAAAAUACUUUAUUACUGGUUCAUCAGAAUGAACAUGUGCUGCAGUACUUCAGGUUAGUUACAAAUACAGUUCAAAUUGUGAAUAUUUCUGUAUAUGUGUCUUUGUUUAUAUACACGUACCUAUUGUACCUUUAUACCUAUAUAUAGACGCACACAUAUAUAUGUAGUUGAAGAUGUUCUGAAUUGCAUUUUUUUAUAUUAUUGGAUACUACUAAGUGCUGAUAUAUUUUCAUUACAGUCAGCAGUUUUCUAACUCGUGCCUAAGACUUGUAUCUAAACGAAAAGCAUUUCUGUUUAGCCUCCCAGGAAUAUUUAUACCCAACCAAGAAGAAAAUUACACCGAAUUAGAAGCGCCUUCCAAAUGUCCACCAAGUGGUACCCUAUGUAACAUGAACACCAGCGACUUUGAAAUUCUGAGACAGUACUGCCUUUAAAACCAUCACCUUUGCAUUGAACACCCGAUACAACACACAUACCGUCCUCUGCUUUUUAACCCUUGGCAUGGAUAUUGUAAGUGGAGAUAGGCUAGAGAUGAGAAACCUGAGGGCUUUAGCCAAUUUGAUAGAGUUUACAGGUUAACGCGUUUCGGUUUUGGCAUCUUCAGAUCCUAGUUGGAUCUUACCUUGUUUUCCCUUGCCCCGAUUUGGAUAAAUCAAAACCUCAAUUCGUAGGUUUCUGUCCAUUUUUGUUGGUUUUUUUUUUAAUUUCAAGUCCUAUAAGCAAGACAAAAAUACAUUCUUCAUCCUUGACCUUUGCUGGACAAGAGGUUUGCAGUAUUAGUGUGAGAUUCUGGGUGCCUGCCAGGGCUCUAGUUUCCUCCUGUCUGAAAUUCCAGUAGACUACACAUGUGCAAAUGAGGUCAGAAUUUCUUUCCUUCCACAUAAUUUCACCUUGCCAAAGCUUACCCAAAAUUCAUGGAAAAGAAUGGCUAAACUAACUUUAAUUUCUCUGCCUAUAAGCAAAAAAAUUCAUCCAGACUUGGGGUGACGUCUACCCAAGGGGUGGCGAGGCCAAGGACAGGCUUGGGUGGGACGUGCUGCAGGGCCCUUGUGGGCACUGCUAGCAAGAAAAACAAAACAAAACAAAACACAACCAAACAAAUCUGAGCAUAAUUUUUAAAAAAGAAAAAAAAAAAAAAGAGAGAUCUGUGGGAUGCUUUUCUAUCCAGCCUGGGGAAAAGAGCCUGCAUGCAUUCCUGUUCUGAGCACCUAGGUCGAAGUAGGUGGGAGAUGGUAGGUGCAGCAAAUCCCUGGGCAGCAGGAGUGCUCCAGGGAGGGCAGCUCUCCUACCCAUGGGCAGAGGUGGGAUUGCACAGCCCGGCCAAAUGGCUUGGAUGGGAGCUGUGUUUCAACUUUCCUGGGAAGUACUCAGGAUUCACAGACUGCAGGUUAGAUACAGCUUCAGUCACCAUCAAAGCACCCGUGGUCUGUUCCACGGCAUUAAAAGAAAAAAGAAAAAAUAAAGUGUUUUUUUUUUUCCUCUUUUUUAGAGAAAUUUAUUUUUGUAGUUGCUUUUGCAUGAGACUGUGAUACUGAGUAAAUUGAGCAUCUUGUUAGAAUAGGUCACGUGACACCAACUACUACUGUUGAAAUGCAUUACUAGAUUUUAGUAUGUCCAGCAAGUACAACUUGAAAGUAGGAUAGCUAGCGAGCACACACAUGCACACAAAGCCCCUCCUUGCUAAGUACAAUUUUAAUCACUUUUUACUUGCUAAAUGCACAGAUACCUGCAAUACAUACUGCAUUGUCAUGUUGCAUCCUUCCAGUACAAUUCUGAUACAAUGAGAUCAUAUGAUUUUGGUUGGAAGGGACCUUAAAGAUCAUCUAGUCCCAGUGCCCCUGCAGGGCCAGGGACAUAUUUAACUAGAUCACAUUGCUCAGAUUCCCAUCCAACCCGACCUUGAACACUUGCAAUGAUGGGGCAUCCACAGCUUCUCUGGCAACCUGUUGCAGUGUCUCACCACCCUCACAGGAAGUAACUUUUUCCUCAUUUCUAAUCUAACCUACACUCUUUCAGUUUAAAACUGUUGCCUCGUCCUUUCACUACAGGCUUUGGUAAAAAGUCUCUCUCCAUCUUUCUUAGAAGUCCCUUUUCAGUACCAAAAGGCCACAAUAAGAUCUCCCUAGAGCCUUCUCUUCUCUAGGCUGAACAGCCCCAACUCUUCAGCCUGUCUUCAGAGCAGAGGUGCUCCAGCCCUCUGAUCAUUUUUGUGGCCCUCCUCUGCACCUGCUCCAUCAGGUCCACGACUUUACUGUGCUGAGGACACCAAAACUGUACACAGUACUCCAGGUGGAUUCUCACCAGAGUGGAGCAGAGGGAGAGAAUCACCUCCCUGGCCCUGCUGGCCACGCUUCUUUUGGUGCAGCCCAGGAUGGGGUUGGCCCUCUGGGUUGUGAGAGCACAUUGCUGGCUCAUGUCCAGCUUUUCAUCCACAUGUCUUUGUUUAGUCAGCUGUUCCAUCAUCCAGUAAUGCCUCUCCACAGAAGAAGAGUCAGGAAAAGGAAAGGAGGCCUGUGGGUUGAAAUGGAAACUGAUUUAAUAAAAUAAUAAUAGCAAACUAAUAUUAAUACCAAUCCUAGUACAAGCUACACAGAGUUAUACUCAGCCCACACAGUGGCCGUGAGCUGUGCACUCCCAGCAGUGGACGCCAGAUGUCAAGCACCACAGCUCCAUCAAAUCGUGACAGUCACAACAAAUAGGAGAGUAGGCCUCCUCAGGAGCAAAGUGAUGGGAUGAGACCCUCCAGGGAUGGGGACCAUUGAGGGAAGAGACCCCAACAAACUUCGGAAUUUAUAGUGAGUGUGGCAUUUAUGGUAUGGAACAGGUCAGCUGCCUGGGCUUUCACUCCUAGCGUUAGCACCUGGCUCACUUGAAACUGCUAAAGAUCUUCGUCACUAUGGAAACCUGUGUACCAGGCCUGGCUGUGAACUAAAACAAUGUUUCUUACCAGCUUUGUUCCCACCAAAUCAGGUGCUGCAGUCUUCUCAAAAAGUGCAGCUUUCCUGGAUAGAAAAUUGAUUCUAUGGUUCUAUCCCAGUGAAACCAGGACACACCGGUACCCCCAAGUCCUUCUCGUCAGGGCUGCUCUAAAUCCCUUCAUCCCCCAGCCUGUAUUGAUACCAGGAGUUGCCCCAACCCAGGUGCACGAACCACAUGAGGCUCAACACAGGCUCACUCCUCAAACCUGUCCCUCUGGAUGGCAUCCAUGUCCUCCAGAAUCUCAACUACAUCACUAAGCUUGGUGUCAUCUGCAAACUCAUUGAGGGUUCAUUUGAUCCCACUGCCUGUGUCAUUAAUAAAGAUAUUAAACUCGUCCCUGUUACAGACCCCUGAGGGGCACCACUUAUUAUCUGUUACCCGUUUGGAAAUUGAGCCAUUCACUACAACUCUUCAGGUGCAGCCAUCCAGCCAAUUCCUUAUUCGUUGAGUAGUCCAUCCAUCAAACCCUUAUCUCUCCAAUUUAGCGACAAGGAUGUUGUGUGGAACUGUGUCAGAGGCCUUACAGAAGUCCAGGUAGCUGGUAUCACUUGUUCAUCCUUUAUCCACCAGCGCAGUCACUCCAUCAGAGAUGGCCACCAGAUUAGUUGGGCUGACUUCUCAGUGGUUUCUAGAGUCCUCCAUUUUACCCUUUUUCAAAAUGGGUGAGAUGAUGCAGCCAGAAUCAUUACCAUAAUGUUUAUCUAAACUUCUCUAUGCUAUGACAUGAAACCUUAAUACUGGCCCAACCCAUCCUUUUUAAAAUUUAUUCCUUCAUUCCUUCUAUUACUGGUGCUUUCCUUAUCACUUUGUUGAUUUAAAGUCAUACACAAGAGAUGCUUCCAGCAGUGAAUUGGGAGUAGGGCUUUUUUGGUGGGAAAACUGGGACCAAUCCCAGCUCUACCAUCAUUUGGUGUCAUUGCCAGUCCCUUUCCCAUCUUAUUUUUGCCUCCCAAUCCUGCCUCUCACUGGAUUCUUCCUUGGCAUGGUCUGUAGGGCCUGCCCAAAUGCUAAUAAAGCUGCAGGAAGUUUUGCCAGACCAGAGGGAACGAGUAACCCACUCCUGCGGGGACGUGAAGAGUGGUUCCUUCUGCUGCAAGCCCAGAUGCAUGGACUUCUUUCCCCCCAGAAAGGUCAUUCCUUUUUUCCUGCUCUUCUUUUGUCCUGCCCCUCCUUGUGUCUGCAUGCUGGAGUAGCUGUGAAGGGGGAUGGAGCCCCUCAAGUGCAUGGCCGAGCUGGUGACUCCUGCUCUUGCCAGGCAGCUGCCACCAUGCAGGGCGAGUUUGGCAUUCCCAGCGGCACGGGGGCCACUUCUCUAGUCCUUGCUUGCUGCCCAUCCCUGCUUGAAGAUAAGCGAGGGAAAGCAUUUUGCUUUCAGAGGGCUGGAGACUUCCCCAGCACCAUAGCAGUUACAGGGGCUUUCCCGUUUUGCAGGGUAGGGUGGCCUUUGGCAGGAGAGGGAAAACAGCCAGCACUGAGCUGAAUUUUAUUGCCUUUACGUCUUUAAAAAGGAAACCUUUGAUUUGAUUAAUCUUUAUUCAAGGCAGAAGGCUGCAGCAGAAAGAAAACUCUCCUAAAGUUGCUCUGAAGGGCCUCCAGAGACUGUCAUCAGGAGCAGGUAACAGCCAUGGGAUAGCUGGAGAGCCAGCAGUGAGUGGGGGGGCACAGGGAGCUGGGAAAGCUGCAGGAAAGCUCUAGAUGUCUGCAGGAAAGCCAUGUUUGUCCCAGUCAGGACAGCAGCUCUGGCAGCUGCCGGCACAGAGGGAUUAUCUUGGCAGAUGCACAGCAGCACAGACUUGGGGUGGGGGCGAGGAAAGAAAAACUAUCAAGUGCAAAAUCAGGUAUUUUACGUCUCUGCACUGAUGGUGGUUGUGUCCCAUGGACACGCUGAGGAGCCUCUGUACAGUUUUCCACGCAGCAGGAGUUCUGUGGUCCCGUUUACUAUGUGGCUAAUGAUUACAGGAAGAGUUUGUAUUAUUUCAGUUACGAUGUACAGAUAAGUGUAAUAUAUUCCUGAUAAUAAACACAUGCGCCAGCGCAUACGAA